AUGGAUCCACCCCUAUAUCUUGAAGAAAGAGAUAUCGGUAUAUGGAUCAACCCCUAUAUCUUGAAGAAAGAUAUUGGUAUACGGAUCCACCCCUAUAUCUUGAAGAAAGAGAUAUCGGUAUACGGAUCCACCCCUAUUUCUAGAAGAAAGAGAUAUCGGUAUAUGGAUCCACCUCUAUAUCUUGAAAAAAGAGAUAUCGGUAUAUGGAUCCACCCCUAUAUCUUGAAGAAAGAUAUCGGUAUUUGGAUCCACCCCUAUAUUUUGAAGAAAGAGAUAUCGGUAUACAGAUCCAACGACCAUCCACAACCUUCCCUUCCUUAUACUCCCUAG
Pelobates cultripes (western spadefoot toad) is the source of this 330-nucleotide messenger RNA. NCBI's taxonomy places the organism in Eukaryota, Metazoa, Chordata, Amphibia, Anura, Pelobatidae. The record is from the annotation of a GenBank genome assembly.